AGCACUAGCCAGCGCUCUUCCGCUAUACCAGCCUCGCCAUGCUCCUCAUGUUUACAAAUUGCUAUGUGUCAUUUAGUGUCAAAUUAAAUAUACUUUACAGUUUUUCCAAGAGUGAGGUGAGCUUUUAUACUCAUAAAAUUACCACCACACCGGUUUGAGCUUCGUUAGCCUAGCCGUGCCACCACCAUCCAGUCUCCAGUCAAUCAAACCCGGGGUAUGUGGAGGAAUAGCGCCUUAAAACUAAACUACCCCCCGAAUUUCGUGCCGCUUGUCAGGCUUGGAGGGAAUGCGGCUGCGCUACUUCGCUACACGACCCGAAACAAUCCCAAGCCCCACAGCUGGACCAUGGCGUGUGCGAGUGGGACAUUCGCCAGUGAGAAGGGGAGAGCCCGCGUCAAGAGAGUGUCUAUAGAGGGCAACAUCGCUGUUGGGAAGUCCACCUUUGCCCGCCUGCUGCAGUCAGCCUGUCCAGACUGGGAGGUGGUGCCAGAGCCAGUUGCUAAAUGGCAGAACAUCCAGAGUGGAGCUUCUGGGAGGGGCUCUGAGUGUACCGUGAAUAACCUGCUGCAGAUGAUGUAUGCAAACCCCCAGCGCUGGUCCUACACAUUCCAGACCCACUCGUGCAUGAGCCGCAUGAGGACACAGCUGCAGCCCCCAAACCCUCGCUUCCUCCAGACACAGGGAAGUACUGUACAGCUGUACGAGAGGUCCAUCUACAGUGACAGGUACAUUUUUGCUCUGAACUCCUUUGAGCUGGGCUCUAUCAACUCCACUGAAUGGACCAUCUACCAGGACUGGCACACCCUGCUGGUGCAGGAGUUUGGCAACAGGGUGGCGCUAGAGGGCAUCAUCUACCUACAAGCCCCUCCACAGACGUGUAUGGAGCGUCUAAAGAUCCGGGCCAGGCCAGAGGAGCAGGCUGUACAGCAAGACUAUCUGGACAAACUGCACGCUCAGCACGAGAGGUGGCUGCUGGAUAAGAGCACAGAGGUCCAUUUUGAGCCUCUGCGCAGGGCCCCUGUGCUGUUGCUGGAUGCCAGCGUGGAGUUCAAGACUGACCUGCAGGUUCAACAGGACUACAUCUCUAAGGUGAAGGAGUUCUUCAGCUCUUUAGAAGAUGGGGCAAGCACAUAGUACACAGCUGAUGAAGAUACCGAACAAGUAUAAUAAGCUCCUCCUCAGACUGUACACCUGUCUGACACGUUACUGCUUUUACUUGGUGUAUGCACAUGUGACAUGCUACACAUUUAUUUAGAUGCUUUACUGAAUGUUCAGUGAAAGCUGUACUCUGAAGACCCAUCAAUACUGACCUCACUGUUAGACCAAGUUACAUUUGUAAAUUAUGCAG
Periophthalmus magnuspinnatus is the source of this 1348-nucleotide messenger RNA. RefSeq names its product deoxycytidine kinase 2-like. Lineage: Eukaryota; Metazoa; Chordata; Actinopteri; Gobiiformes; Gobiidae. Gene Ontology annotation, cellular component: mitochondrion; cytoplasm. Gene Ontology annotation, biological process: nucleobase-containing compound metabolic process. The transcript has 7 exons. Gene Ontology annotation, molecular function: ATP binding; deoxynucleoside kinase activity. Bases 217 to 1134 code for a protein of 305 amino acids. The record is from RefSeq and is a predicted model, not a curated record.